UUCCAUCCUGCCGACUUUAAAAUGCCAGUCAUGGUCCGCUCUGGAGCUUCUGCGUCAGACUUCGUCAAGGAAACAGAGCCAGCCACAAUCCUGACUAUCGCACGGUCUCUAUUCGAUAUUGAUGAGAAACUUUUCGACGAAGACUCCUGGGACCAGAUCCUCAGCCAAGUCAAAAAUGCUGCCCAAAACCAAGUGGCUUGGUUCCGUUGGGCGAUGAAACAACCAAGACCACAGAUCACGAGUAGUGCACUGGAUUGGGAGCAGGCAUUGGUAACUGGCCACCCUGCACACCCCAUGCAUCGAUCUUCCGCCGUCCGACUUUCGGGUCCGUUUCGAAGACUUCUGGAACCAUUACUUGCAAAUUUCGAUCUGCCUGCGGUCGGAUCCAACGAUAUCAUUUUCCCUUGCUUGUCAAGACAAUGGCCAGCAAUUCGAGACAACUUCCCAUCGGCCUACAUGCUGGUCCCAGAUGCGAUCGAAGCAGAAGCUCAAGCAUCGAUUCGCACAGUGACCAUUCCGAGCAGGUACCAAUUUCAUUGGCAUCUCAAGACUGCUCUUGCAUGCACCAUUACCUCUGCCCUUCGGACCGUCACUCCCUGGACUGCUUGUGUUGGACCGGAGCUUUCCGAUGUGCUCAAGGACUUGGUCCCAGAUGAUCUAUGGAUUGCGAGCGAGGUGGCUUCUAUUACCGGAUCUCAGGCCAACUUUGAUGAAGCAAAGCACAUCUCGUGCAUUCUUCGCGAGGAUCUCGAACCUCGGGCAGAGUCUCUGAACCAGAGCUUGAUUAUCUGCGCAGCACUCGCGGAAUGCCCAUAUGGUAGUUCGGAAUGUAACGCUGCUCUGGCAUUUGAUCUCCACGACGCUGAGACAAAGAUUGCCUGGCUGGCGGAGUAUACUUCCGUAUUGGUUGAAUCGAUUCUUUCGCCAGCUUUAGACAGCGGCAUCUGCCUCGAAGCUCAUGGCCAGAAUAUGCUCGUCCGAGUUGACAAAACGUCAAAGAAGAUUGUCGGCUUCGCCGUACGAGAUGUUGGAGGAAUCAAAUGCCACAUGCCAACGUUACGGAGUCGGGGCUACGAUCUCUUGUCGGCGCUUCCAGGAAGCUUCGUGGUAUGCGAUGACGAGGAAGAAGCUUGGAGCAUCGUGCAACACACUCUGAUCAACAAUCACUUGCAUCAUUUGAUUCGUCGACUCCGUGUCCCUCAAGGCCAAGCAUGGCAGAUGAUACGAGACCAGAUUGAAGGAUUUUUCAGUCGGCGUCCCAAGAGUGAUGUGGCCCAGAGAUUCCGGGAGUCCCUGUUUCGGCCAGAGGUCCACAGCAAGGCGUUUCUGAGGAUGAAGAUGCAAGGUUUAUACAGAGACUAUGUACACACCACCGUCCCGAACGUCUUACUCACCCGAUGAGAAUGGUCCGCAUAGUACGAGCUUGCGGAUGUGGAAGCUUGCAGACUGCAUUUACAUGUAACCUCGUUUUGAGUCCAUUCGGCGAUGAUGUUGGGAGAGGCAGGCGCGAGGAACGCGGUCCAGGGGAGGCGACCUGUAAAAUCACUUAUAGAAGCGACUUAGAGGAGUUAUAAAUGGAGUUUCGGGAGAGUGAGACCUUGUUGUGGUUCUGAACAGCUCCUGUUGCUCGUGCCGGGAACAGUCCGCGGAUCCAAUCAUCGGUCGAACAUUAGAAU
This is a messenger RNA of Pseudocercospora fijiensis CIRAD86, 1676 nucleotides long. RefSeq lists its product as uncharacterized. The transcript is spliced from 3 exons. NCBI's taxonomy places the organism in Eukaryota, Fungi, Ascomycota, Dothideomycetes, Mycosphaerellales, Mycosphaerellaceae. Gene Ontology annotation, biological process: siderophore biosynthetic process. Bases 22 to 1401 code for a protein of 459 amino acids. The record is from RefSeq and is a predicted model, not a curated record.